This is a messenger RNA of Nezara viridula (southern green stink bug), 868 nucleotides long. NCBI's taxonomy places the organism in Eukaryota, Metazoa, Arthropoda, Insecta, Hemiptera, Pentatomidae. The record is from the annotation of a GenBank genome assembly.
GAACGAGGGUGGUUCUGUGUAUUGUGAUCAAUAUCUUGUUCUACUCUGAAGGUACAUUGAUAUUUACAGUGAUUUUAUUAUAUCCUGCUAACAUUAUUGUUGUUAUAGAUAAAAAUAUAGUUUUAUUAUAAAGAAUCGUUCCAAAAUCUGCAUAAAGCCUAUAAACUAAUUGAAAACCAUGGUUGUUUCCAGAAUAUACCGAUUGACAGGAUUGAUGUUGUAAAAUUCAGUGAUGAUGGGGAGGGUUGCUAGCCCGAUGGAAGUUGGGUAGGCAACUCCCCCCUGGGCAGUUAUGGAGCCCAGGCCUCUUGCCAUCCAUAAGAUGGAGGCACUAGUCAAGCAGAUGCAGGAUCCAGAAACUGGUGUUCCAGUGAGAUGCCAGAAGAUAUUUCUUACAUCAAUUCCUUCGGCAUUCAUAGGAUACGAUCUUAUUGAAUGGAUUAUCGACCAUCUGAAUAUUGAAGAAUCAGGUGAAGCCCUUCAUCUAGCCAACCUCCUGUGCCAAUAUGGAUAUAUUUUUCCCGUCACAGAUUAUAAAAAUUUGACAGUUAAAGAUGACAAUUCAUUAUAUAGAUUCCAGGCUGCUUAUUACUGGCCCUGGCAUCAUAGGCAUCCAGAUAAUGUGGAAUAUGCCAUAUAUCUUGUCAAACGGACCCUUCGUAACAAGCAGAGACAUGCCCUAGAAGAAUAUGAACUGGAAGCAUUGACCUGCUUGAAGAGAUCUUUAACAAACAAAUGGGAUUUAAUUACUAUGCAGGCGGAAGAACAAGCUGAGGAUGCUAAUUAUGUUCAGAAAAAUUCAGGGACAUGUGUAAGUACUAAUUGUCCUGUUUUCUUAUGUGCCUUCCUCUUUGUGCCUUCUGGUUGA